Molecule: messenger RNA, 4335 nt
Organism: Effrenium voratum
Lineage: Eukaryota; Dinophyceae; Suessiales; Symbiodiniaceae
Source: the annotation of a GenBank genome assembly
AUGCGGCUGGGGAUCGGGACAGGAUCGACCGCCGAAGCGUUCAUCGCGCACCUCGCCGAAGCGGUGGGCGACGGGCUCGACAUCACCGGUGUUCCGACCUCGGAGCGCACGGCGCGGCUGUGCGUUGAAAUGGGCAUCCGCCUCGAAUCGCUCGACGAUGUCGAUGAGCUGGACCUGACGGUCGACGGGGCCGAUGAGAUCGAUCCGAACCUCAAUCUGAUCAAGGGCGCCGGCGGGGCGCUUUUGCGCGAGAAGAUCGUCGCCCAUGCCUCCAAACGCAUGAUCGUCAUCGCCGAUGACAGCAAGGUCGUCGACAGGCUGGGACGCUUUCCGCUGCCGAUCGAGGUCAACGCAUUUGGCGUGGAGACCACGCGCCGCGCGGUCGAAGCGGUGGCGCGCGACCAUGGCGCAACCGGCGACAUCGCGAUCCGAACAGCGCGCAAGGGCGAGAGCAUCGUCACCGAUGGCGGCCAUUUGAUCGUCGACGCAUCUUUCGGCCACAUUUCCGACCCACAGGCGCUGGCAUGCGCGCUCAACGCCAUUCCGGGCGUCGUCGAAAACGGUUUGUUCCUGUCAAUGGCCUCGCUGGCGAUCGUCGCGGGGGAGACUGGUGUCCGGGAACUGACUGAGAUAUCCGACAGCCAUCUGCAGGCCGCUCGCGCGGCCAUCUCGGCAAUCGAUGCGACCGACCGGUAUGACGGCAUCCUGCCGGACGUGGCCGAGGCAUUGAAAGCACGGCUGCUGCAGAACAAUCCGGACCUUGAGAACGAGAUUUUGAUGUUCGUCGACGAAGAGGCGCUGGCGCUGGCGGCGCGGCGCGGCGAUCUGGAAGCGGAAGCUGCGGAAAUCUACGCCCGGGCGCUGCGCGAGGAAGAUUUGCGGGCGAUCGCCGAAUUCUACCGGACCGAGGCCGGCCAGGCGCUGAUCCGCAACGGACCGAUCGCGGCGCGCGAAGUGACCGAGGCGGCCGCCAUCUGGCAGCGCGGCAUCGAGCGCGACCUGCUCGAGCGGGUCAGCGGGCGCCUCGCCGAGGCGGGCCUGCGCCAGGCGCCGGCCGCAGCCGAGGGCAUGGCGGGGCACGAUUAUGACCUGUUCGUCAUCGGCGGCGGCUCGGGCGGCGUGCGUGCGGGCCGUCUGGCCGGCGCGAUGGGCAAGCGGGUCGGCCUCGCCGAGGAAUACCGGAUGGGCGGCACCUGCGUGAUCCGCGGCUGCGUGCCCAAGAAGCUGUUUGUCUAUGCCUCGCAGUUUUCCGAGCAUUUCGAGGAUGCUGCCGGCUAUGGCUGGCAUGUCGGCGACAUCCAUUUCGACUGGCCGACGCUGAUCGCCAACAAGGACCGCGAGAUCGAGCGGCUGGAAGGGCUCUAUCGCAAGGGCCUUGAGACCAAUGGCGUGACGAUCCACGACAGCAGGGCCCGGCUCAUCGACCGGCAUACGAUCGAACUCGAGGCCACCGGUCAGCAGGUCACGGCCGACCAGAUCCUGAUCGCCACCGGCGGCAGCCCGAACCUGCACACCGAUCUGCCGGGCCACGAGCUGUGCAUCACCUCCAACGGGGCGUUUCACCUCGAUAGCCUGCCCAAAUCGAUCAUCAUCGCGGGCGGCGGCUACAUUGCCGUCGAGUUUGCCAACAUCUUCCACGGGCUGGGCGUGGACACGACGCUCUUGUAUCGCGGCCAGAAGAUCCUUGGCGGCUUCGACGAGGAUUUGCGCGAUCAUCUGCAGGACACGAUGAUCGCCAAGGGCAUCCGCGUGAUCUGCCACCAGGUGUUCGACCGGAUCGAGCGGCGCGACGACGGCCGCCUCAACGCGUUCCUGUCGAAGGGCGAGCAGAUGGUCGUCGACCAGGUAAUGCUGGCGCUCGGGCGCCAUCCCAACACGCACGGUCUGGGGCUGGACGCGGCUGGCGUCGAAACGGACCGGCGCGGUUCGGUGGUGGUCGACGACUAUUCGCGGACGAAUGUGGACAAUAUCUGGGCCGUCGGCGACGUGACCAACCGGAUGCAGCUGACGCCGGUGGCGAUCCACGAGGCGAUGUGCAUGCUCGAGACCGCCUUCAAGGACAAUCCCACAAAACCCGACUAUGACACGGUGGCGACGGCGGUCUUCUCACAGCCGGAAAUCGGCACGGCGGGGCUCACCGAAGCCGAGGCGGCCGAGCGCCAUGGCGACCUCGAAGUCUACAAGACGACGUUUCGCCCGAUGCACAAUGUGCUGCCGGACCGCAAGGAAAAGAUGAUGAUGAAGCUCAUCGUCGAUGCGGCAAGCCGUAUCGUCGUGGGCGCCCAUGUGAUCGGUCCGGGCGCGGGCGAAAUGGCGCAAUUGCUGGCCAUCCCGCUCAAGGCGCGGUGUACGAAAGAUCAUUUCGAUGCGACGAUGGCGGUUCAUCCCACCGCCGCCGAAGAACUGGUCACGCUCUACAAACCGACCUAUCUGGUGCGGCAGGGAGAGCGCAUCGCGGCGCAUCUGACCGGUUUCGGCCGGCGUUGGCAGCAGCGCUCCGAUUCCGCCCGCCAUCCUGUUUCGUUUCUCAGCGCCUAUCAUGCGGACAUGGCGAUCGACGAAUUGAGCGGGCUGCUCAUCUUCGACCAUGUGCACAAUCUGCCGGCGGUCGAUGCGCGCGAGCAUGGCUAUGACCGCGUCCGGCUCGACCGUUCCCAGCUUCGGCUGGACCGGGAGGACGCCGGCCUGCCGGACGUUGCCUAUUAUGUGUAUGUGGCCCGGCCGCCGGACGAUGGCGGACCGCGCCAUCACAUUCUGCAAAGCUAUCUGGACGCGGUCCUGCAGGGCUAUCUGCAUCAGUAUGGCGAGCAUGGCGCCCGGCGGUUCGUCGAGAGCACGGCGGCGUUCGACACUCCGAUCGUGCGCGACCGGGCGUCGCCGCUCUAUCCGCGGGCGGUCAAGCUGGCGCCGGACGAGGUCGACCUUAUCGACACGGUGACCGCUGGCGUAACGAUCAUGGCAGACAAUUGGACACCGCAAAGCUGGCGCAACAAGCCGAUCCUGCAGGUCCCGUCCUAUCCCGACCAGGACAAGCUUGCGGCGGUCGAGGAGCGGCUGCGCAGCUAUCCGCCGCUGGUUUUCGCCGGUGAGGCGCGGGCGCUGAAGGCAUCGCUGGCCGACGUCGCCGAGGGCAGGGGCUUCCUGCUGCAGGGUGGCGAUUGCGCCGAGAGCUUCGCCGAGCAUGGCGCCGAUAACAUCCGCGACUUCUUCCGUGUCUUCCUGCAGAUGGCGAUCGUCCUGACGUUCGGUGCGUCCAAGCCGGUGGUCAAGGUCGGCCGCAUCGCCGGCCAGUUCGCCAAGCCGCGCUCGUCGGACAUCGAAAAGCGCGACGGGGUCGAACUGCCGUCCUAUCGCGGCGACAUCAUCAACGGGAUCGAGUUCGACGAAGGCUCGCGCAUUCCCGAUCCCGAGCGCCAGAUCAUGGCGUACCGACAGUCGGCGGCCACGCUGAACCUUCUGCGCGCGUUUGCGCAGGGCGGCUAUGCCCGGCUCGACAAUGUGCAUCAGUGGAUGCUCGGCUUCGUCGCCGACAGUCCGCAGGGCGAGCGCUACGAGCAGUUGGCCGACCGGAUUUCGGAGACGCUCGACUUCAUGGCGUCGAUCGGGAUGACGCCGGAGAAUUAUGCGCGGCUGCGCGAAACCGAAUUCUACACCAGCCACGAGGCAUUGCUUCUGGGCUAUGAAGAGGCGAUGACCCGCGUCGAUUCCACGUCCGGCGAGCAUUACACCACGUCGGGCCACAUGAUCUGGAUCGGCGACCGGACGCGGCAGGCCGACCAUGCCCAUGUGGAGUUUGCGCGCGGAAUCCAGAACCCGAUCGGCUUGAAAUGCGGCCCCUCGCUGCAGCCGGACGAUCUUCUCAACCUGAUCGAUGCGCUCAACCCGUCCAACGAAGCGGGCCGGCUGACGCUGAUCGCCCGCUUCGGCCAUGACAAGGUCGAGCAGCAUCUGCCGGCGCUCGUCCGGGCGGUGCAGCGCGAGGGCAAGAAGGUGGUCUGGUCGUGCGAUCCGAUGCACGGCAACACGAUCACGGCCAACGGCUACAAGACGCGGCCGUUCGACCGGGUGCUGAGCGAGGUCAACGCCUUCUUCGACGUGCAUCAGGCCGAAGGCAGCUAUCCGGGCGGCAUUCACGUCGAGAUGACCGGCAAGGACGUCACCGAGUGCAUGGGCGGCGCACGCGAAGUGACCGAGGAACAGCUUUCGGACCGCUAUCACACCCAUUGCGAUCCCCGGCUGAACGCCGAUCAGGCGCUCGAACUGGCGUUUCUGGUCGCCGAACGGCUCAAGAACGGCCGCAAGGGCGCCGAAAGCAAAAUCGCCGCCAACGCCUGA